Molecule: messenger RNA, 3390 nt
Organism: Struthio camelus australis
Lineage: Eukaryota; Metazoa; Chordata; Aves; Struthioniformes; Struthionidae
Source: RefSeq, a predicted model, not a curated record
AUGGGCAUCACCUUGCCCUUCGAGCGGCAAAUGCAGCUGCUCUUGCUCUGCAGUCUGCGCCUGAAGAAGCUCACAGUGCUGAAAGAGCUGGACAAAGAGCUGAGCUCCGUUCUUAUCGCUGUGAAGAUCCAGGGUUCGAAGCGAGUUCUGAGAUCCAAUGAAUAUGUCCUCCCACCGGGCGGCCUGAUGGAGACUGAGCUGGAGCUGACAUUCUCCCUGCAGUACCCACACUUUCUCAAGAGAGAUGGCAAUAAACUGCAGAUCAUGCUGCAGCGGAGGAAGAGGUACAAGAACCGCACGAUUCUGGGCUACAAGACCCUUGCAGUAGGCAUCAUUAACAUGGCUGAGGUGAUGCAGCACCCAACUGAUGGAGGACAGCUGCUGGGCCUCCACAGCAAUAUGAAAGACAUGAACAUCCGGGUGGCUGAAAUCAGCAUCUACUCUUUGUCUAGCCAGCCCAUUGACCACGAGGAUGGCAGCAUCCCCUCAGGUCCUAAAAUCAAAGCUUCAGAUCGCUCCCCAGACAUCGAUAACUAUUCUGAAGAAGAGGAUGACAGCUUCUCCUCAGAGCAGGAAGCCAGUGAUGAUGCUGUACAGGGCCAGGAUCUGUUUGAUGAAGAGGACGAUUUGAGAAAAACCAAGAAGGCUAGGAGGAAAAUGAUCCGAACCACAUCGAUGACCAGACAACCAAACUUCAAGCAGAAAUUUGUGGCUUUGCUUAAGAGGUUUAAAGUGACAGAGGAGGUCCUGGACUCUGACCCCGUGGACCAGACCCAAGAGGUAGAGGAAGACCUGGGCUUGCUCUAUGAUAGCCUGGAAGAGUGCAACAACAGUGACAGCGGCCCAGAGAUUGAGGACAAUGAGAGUGUGCACAGCACGCCCAAGCCCACCCUGAGGCGUUUCUUUGAGGGAGUCUCUCAUUCUGGUUCCCAGACUGAGAUCGGCAGUCUGCACAGCCAGAAAGGGCAGGAGCGAGAGUCGGGCAGCCCUGUGAGUUACACCACCACCGCCGCCGCCGCCUCUCGACCCCUUCCCUCCCCGGGCACCCAUGCAUGCAGGUGUGACGUGACUGUGUGUGGCCCUUAGGAGCUGGCCACAGAGGAGCCAUGUCCCUGGCUGGCCCCCCCGGAGUCUGCCGUGCGGGAGGGCAGCGUGGACAGACUGGGCCCUGGAGCCAAAGCUGAGCUGCCCAGUGCCGUGUCGCCCAGCAAGACGGAGAGCAAGCAGCUGUGGCGUCCCCGCAGCACCUCCGUGAAAGACCGACAGAGUUCAAAGGGACAGGGUGGCCGCACCAGCAGCCUGGACAGCGAGAGCUCGCCUGACUCGUGGCACAGUGCCCAGGUGCCCCGCAAGUCUGUUUAUGAUCAGCUGAACCAGAUCCUGGUCUCGGACGAGCAGCUCCCGGAGAGCAUCGUGCUGGUGAACGUCUCUGAGUGGCAAGGGCAGUACGUUAGUGAGCAGCUCCAGGCCCACAAGCAGCUGGUCGUCUCCACCUGCUCCGUGGCAGACAUCCAGGCAGCCUUCAACACCACCGUAGCCCGCAUCCAGCGAUACUGUAACUGUAACUCCCACAUGCCUCCCCCAGUGAAGGUAGUCGUGGCAGGGGACCAGAGCUACCUGAGCGUCGUCCUCCGCUUCUUUGUGGAGCAGCUGGCCAGCAAGACGCCUGACUGGCUCAACUAUCUCCGCUUCCUCCUUGUGCCACUGGGCUCUCAUCCUCUUGCCAAGUAUCUGGCCUCAGUAGAUAACAAGUACAGCACCCUGUUCCUGGACACAGCCUGGCGGGAGCUGUUCAGCCGGGCUGAGCCACCCACCGCAGACACAGUGGACAUUGCAGGCCGCGUUGCCCAGUUCAUCGCUGGAGCUAGCCUCUCGCACCAGCUCCCCAUCUCCGAGGCCAUGCUGACAUACAAGCAGAAGAGCCCUGACGAGGACUCCUGCCAGAAGUUCGUGCCCUUUGUGGGGGUGGUGAAGGUGGGCUUGGUGGAGCAGUCCUUCAGUGCCUCUGUGGAUUCGGAUGAUGCCACAAUCUGCACACCCUCCCUGCUGAGCUCGACCCCAGCCACCAGUGGAGCAGUCCCCUACAGCAAGGAGACCGUGGGCACCCCGCCGCCCUCCCCCUCCAUCAGCAGCAGCCUCUCGGGUGCUGGGUCCCUGAGUCCCAGUGUGGAGGUGAUGGGCCUGCAGGUGGACUACUGGACAACACAAGGAUCAGACAGGAAAAAGGAGGGUGAGAAGCGAGAGACAGGCAUCAAGAACACACUCAAGAGCAACUUCCGCUCACUGCAGGUCAGCCGCAUCCCCAGCACAGGGGAGCUGCUGCCACCCAGCACCAUGGCCAUGACCGUGGUCACAAAGGAGAAGAACAAGAAAGUGAUGUUCCUGAGCAAGAAACCAAAGGAGAAGGACCUGGAACCCAAAAGCCAAGUCAUCGAAGGGAUCACACGCCUCAUCUGCACAGCCAAGCACCAGAACACCAUGUUGCGAGUCUCCAUAGAUGGGGUGGAGUGGAACGACGUCAAGUUUUUUCAGCUGGCAGCGCAGUGGCCAACGCAUGUCAAGUACCUCCCUGUGGGCAUCUUCGGCUACUCAAAGAGUGUGUGAGAUGCACGCAGCCCUGGGGUCAAGCUGCAGAGGGUUAUGGGAAGAGGUGGAGAGAUGGACGUACUCGUGCCCCCUCUUUUCUGCUGGGCAGCACCUGUGGGGGCUGCAGCCCAGCCCCUGCCUGCUCUGUGGCAGGGGACACCACCCCCGCACUGCUGCCCAAAGAUGAGGCCAAUAAGACUGGGUCCAGGUACCCUCCAAUGGCAGCCAGGGUGCCAUGCCCUCUCCCUCCCAUGUUCCCCGGACAGCAGCCCAGGGCAAGGGCUGGCACCAGCUAGGAGGGAUCUGGAAAGGGCUCGGGGCCUCCCUCACCCUAGCAGCGCCUGCUGGGCCAGCUCCGCAUCCAGCCAGGGUUCCAGCUGGGCUGGGCCCAGCCAGGUUCCCCGGCCCUGGAGCCAACAGGGUUGCUUCGGGUGGGGCUGGAGGGCAGACAGAGAGCAGGGCCUGCAGACAGCUCCAUCGAGGCAAGGUCCUCCCUCUGCACCGGCCCGGCACCAGUCCCCUCUGAAGGCCUCUCACUGCUGGAUCCGGGCCUGCCCUACUCCUGGUGGGGAUGGGGGGCUGAGCCCUGGCAGCUUUUCUAGUCCUUCUGUCACCCUCACACUUGGGCUGGUGAAGUGCUGCUGGGGCUGUCCCCAGGCUGCCAGGGCCACCCUUGUGUCCCCAUCCAUUCCCUGACCAGCCCAGCCCCAUGGUGCUGCCAGCUGGAGGCAUGGCAUGGGGGUACUUGUGUUUUUUUUUUCUUUUCUUUUUUUUACAAGAUUCUAUUUUUUUUAAAUUUAUUGU